UUUUUUAAACGUUCCAAAAAUGGAAAGAAAAAGACAUAUCCAAUGGAAAGUUAUGAGUUUUGCUAUUUCCACGGCUUAAAGAAAAUCAAACCAAAAAAUCAACUUAAUUAUCCUGAAUUAAAAGAAAGAUUCGAGACGAAAACAAUGGAAUUUAAUAGAGUAAAAAGCCACACCUCUAUUGCUGAAGAAUUUCCUACUGAUCCCAUACAAAGAAAUAGUAUAAAUGCAAUACGUAGAUUCCACGACUUAAAAUCUAGUGUUUACAGCAAUGAGCUAUCUGAUCGAAAUACAUCAAUUACGAAUUCUCUUACACAAAGCCUAGAACAUCUAGAAAAGCAAACCACUAAUAAAUCAAUGAAAAAUGGUCUAAAUAACACGAAAAUUUCGUGUAACAGUUCUUGCCACGAUAACUUCUCCGAUGUUUCAGUGGAAUCGAAUUUGUCCUGCAAUAUACAAAAUAGGAAAACAUUCUAUAGAGAUGACGAAUCGUUUAAUUCUGAAAGUUCUCAAUAUUCUAAUCAUCGUAUUGCGGCUGAAUACACUUGCUACGAACCUCUUCCACCUUAUAUAGAUGAUGAUGAUUACAUUCAAGAAGUAUGGAGUAAAACGCCCAGCAUAUCGAAUCAACUCCAUCUUCGGCAAAGGAAUUUAUUUAAUAGAAACCAUUCUAAGUCUGAUUAUAGUAAUUAUACACCUUCAUCGAGAUGGAAGAAUUCUCCGGAGUUUAUUUCCAUCAAAAAUUCCUUUUCGGGUAGCGUGAAAUCGACUUUAAUCUCUGGAUCGGAUUGCAGUUCAUCCAACGUAACACCAAACGAAGGUUACAGGAAUGUAAACAGAUACCAGCAUAAAUUAAGCGAUAAAAAUGUUCACAAAGAUCGUAAUAAAGUGAUUUUAGAUGAUGAAAAUAUUGUUAAUGACAACUACGAACACGAAGUUGUCAUGAACAGGUCAUUACUAAUUGAUUUACACGACGAUCGCCUACGCAAAUUCAGAAUGGAAUUUAAAGUUACAGAUUAUGAUUCCGGUCAUUUAACAUCAUUUAUAGAGAUGAAUGAGUGUGUUCUCAGUUUAAAAGUGGAAAAAACAAUCGUCAGUGAUUUAACCGAUGAGAAAUGCUACACUAAAUUGGAAGUAGCUAUGGUUUCUGAUAUGGACAAAUCAAAUAAACACGGAUUUAAAAGAGAAAGAGUAACUCGAUUAACUGAGAAUGCUUUAAAUGAAUUAAUUGAAAAGCUUUUAACCAUACAAACAAACAGUAGAAUGAAAGAACGAGUAGAAAAAGCAAUUAAAGAAAAGAUACAGAAGUGUAAUGCUAUGCUUUGAACAGAAUUUUCGCUUUUAUAAAGAAGAAACUAUCUUCUUUAGACUAGUUAAAUAAUACUCUAUGGUAAUUUAAUAAAGUAAAUUAUUUAGUAAAGCUUUUAAAUUUUUAGAAAGUUUUUAAAUAAUAAUAAAUUUUAAAU
This is a messenger RNA of Centruroides sculpturatus (bark scorpion), 1463 nucleotides long. Its product is annotated as general transcriptional corepressor trfA-like. Lineage: Eukaryota; Metazoa; Arthropoda; Arachnida; Scorpiones; Buthidae. The transcript has 3 exons. The coding region runs from base 43 to 1323 and encodes 426 amino acids. The record is from RefSeq and is a predicted model, not a curated record.